Molecule: messenger RNA, 3939 nt
Organism: Micropterus salmoides (largemouth bass)
Lineage: Eukaryota; Metazoa; Chordata; Actinopteri; Centrarchiformes; Centrarchidae
Gene: pigu
Product: phosphatidylinositol glycan anchor biosynthesis, class U
Exons: 12
Coding region: 35-1342 (435 amino acids)
Biological process (GO): protein localization to cell surface; attachment of GPI anchor to protein
Cellular component (GO): GPI-anchor transamidase complex; membrane
Source: RefSeq, a predicted model, not a curated record
CACCUCGCAGGGCGGACAGUGCUUCCUUGUCAAGAUGGCGGCUCCCUUGACACUACUUUUAAUUUUAUCCGUUACUAUCCGUGCAGCUCUUUACAGAUCCAGCUUGGCGGACUUAAUUGCGGAGCGAGUGGAGGUCGUGUCUCCGCUAACCGCCUGGAAAAGAGUUGUUGAAGGUUUGGCUCUUCUUGACUUGGGAGUCUCACCGUACUCUGGAGAUGUUUUCCAUGAGACUCCUCUCAUCAUUUACCUCUUUCACUUUGUGGUGGACUAUGCAGAGAUAACAUUCAUGCUGGCAGAUGUGAUCACUGCUGUGGCUCUCUACAUGGCUGUGAAGGACUACAACAAACAAGUGUUCAGAAAGCAGAAAUUUGCCUUGGAGGCAGACCGCUACCCCCUCGACUGUCUGGAGCUCAUCAGAAGCCCCAAAGAAAUGUACUACAUCCCUCUGAAAGUUGCCAUGUUUUACCUGUUGAACCCGUUCACCAUCCUGUCCUGCGUCGCCAAGUCAACCUGUGGUCUGAACAACACCGUCAUCGCCCUCUUCAUUCUCACUACAAUAAAAGGAAAUGUCUUGCUGAGCGCCAUAUUUCUGUCCUUGGCCACAUAUCAGUCCAUCUAUCCUCUCACUCUGUGCGCUCCAGCGCUCCUGUAUUUGAUGCAGCGUCAGUACAUCCCGGUGAACUUUCGGCGUGCCAGCUUCUGGUGGUUCAUCGCGCAGUACGCCUUCAUGUACCUGGGCAGCCUGUUUGUGAUCAUCUGUCUCUCCUUUUUCCUGCUCGGCUCGUGGGACUACGUGCCGUCUGUCUACGGCUUCAUUCUCUCAGUACCAGACCUGACCCCAAACAUCGGCCUCUUCUGGUAUUUCUUCGCCGAGAUGUUUGAACACUUUCGCCUCUUCUUCCUCUGCGUCUUCCAGAUCAACGUUUUCUUCUACACCAUCCCUCUGUCGGUCAAACUCAAGGAGCAUCCAGUGUUUCUGAUCUUCAUGCAGUUGGCUGUGAUCUCCAUCUUUAAGUCUUACCCCACGGUGGGAGACAUUGCUCUCUACCUGGCCUUCCUUCCUGUCUGGAGUCACCUACACAGAUUCUUGAGGAACAUCUUCCUGGUGUCCUGCGUCCUGCUGGCCUGUUCGGCUCUGUUCCCGGUUCUCUGGCACCUCUGGAUCUACGCCGGCAGCGCCAACUCCAACUUCUACUACGCCAUAACGCUGCUGUUCAACGUGGCACAGAUUCUGCUGGUGUCUGAUUAUUUCUACGCUUUCCUGAGGCGGGAACACCACCUCAGCUAUGGACUGUACCUGAAGAGGAAAGAUGGCUCCGAGGCUACGCUAGUUCUCAAAUAAAACACACACACACACACACCUGCAUACACACUCAUGCUCACAUCACCUGGCCAGCAGCCUCUACCAGGAAAGAGAAACAUUAUCCUCACCGGGAACAAACACAAGCUGAGGAGGAUAAAAGACUUUCAGAGCCACACUGGUCCUCAGACAGAACAUUAGCGCACACACGCAGGAUGUGUGUCUGGUACUGCGUCAUAUGCCGACUGCAAGUCACAACACUCAACAUGACAGACACAUGCAGAGAUGGGAUGAACAAAUCUGACUCCUGCCAUGUGACACAAAAUAUCCUCUUUUCACAUUCUCCUCUGGAGCGCUCUUCUUUUGAAGCCUCACUCGACCUGGAACCUGCGCUGGCGAGGGUGGCUUUUAUUUGUUGAAGCUGUCUUCCUCCUGACAGCCACACUGGAAACAUUUUGUUUUGAUCCUCUGUUUGUCCUGCAGCUCCGUCCUGCACCAACCCCUCAACCAGCUUUUUUUUUUUUUCUGGAAGGAAACGUCACUCUGCGGGGGCUUUUUAUUUUAAGGCCUCUUUAAACACUCAAAAAAUAAUAGAAAUGUGAGAGAGUCUCACUGGUUUAAUAGUUCCUGAUAAUCCAGCUCUUGCGCACACACACAUUUGUUGUGUUGUUUCAUGUUUACAUGAUUACAUUUGUUUAAAAACUGGGUUCCUUUUGUGGCAAGAAAAGGAAAACUAUUUUAAGAAUUUUGUCUGGAAGCAUAAAAAUGUUUCUCUCUCAGUCGCGCUUUUUCUCACCACUUUUUUUCCUGUUUGCCUUUCGCACUAUUUUUCUUUUUUUUUUUUUUUACAUUUUGCUCUUGUAAUGAACAAAUUGCAGAUUAACUGUGUUGCAUCUCAUCACAGAUGAAAUACUAACCUCAUUGUGGUACAUAAAACGUAACACUACCUGGACCUGUGAUAGCUUCAGCUGCCUGAAAACAGAUAUUUCUCAAAAAGGUUUGGAUACUGAUCACUAAGCCUCUGACAAAGACAACAGUGAAUGUGUUUUAACAUCUGAAGUGCUAAAGUUCAGGAUCUGUGGGGAGCAGAAACAUAAUCUUUUUAGUUAAAGGGGACCUGAAGUGUCCGUGUGUUUUCUGCUUUUCAGAAUUACAGCUUCAUAAUUUUUAUUCUCCUAAAAAGUUUUCUAUAAUUAGCGGCCAAAUGAACAGCUAAAGUUUAAUAUUUUCCUCUAUUUCUGCAUGCACGAUCAAAGAUAAUAUAAUGAAGUUAUUGUUAAAUUUAACAUGUAAAAUGAAUCAUUCCCUACACAAGUCAUAAAGUGUUUGCUCGUCAGUUCAGGAUGUGAGGCGACUCUCAUGUAAAGGACAAAUUAAAUACGAUUAUUUUAGAUGUUAGAGUUAGAUGAGACGAUCGUUAUCACACUCGUGUUUGCACGGCAAAUCUGAAGCUACAGCCAGCAGCUGCUUCGCUUAGCUGCUUGCACAGAUUAAACAAACAGGUAACAUGUAAAGUUGUUAAAUCAGCGAGCUUUUACAGAUGCUAGGCGGCAGAUUAUCUAUCAGGGUGGAAUCAAUCCUCUCAUCAAACUCGAUGUUAUUCAAAGUAAAUAACCGUAGUUCCCAAAAUUUGUCAAAUUUUAAAUUGAAUCUUUCCAAUGUGACACAAAUGCAUCUUAAAUCACAGCGUGUCCCAAAUCCACCCUAUAAUACUAUUUAAAAAAAAUCAACAUUUACCAUUUUAUACUAACAGGAAAUUAUACAUUAUGAGCAACUUCUCACUGCCAGUUAAACUUCAUAAACAGAAAGCCAAAAAUAUCUCUUAAGAUUUAAUAAUUGUUUUGUUCUCCCCUGGCUUUUUGGAGUUUUCUCACCACGAUCUGCAGUUUAUUUAGAUUUCUCUAAUCUUAUAUCUGUGAGCAGCUCCUCCAUUUUCCCCUGUGGGAGAAUAAUGUCCAUCAACAGCAGUCAAAAAUCAACCGUUCCGCAUGGAAACUUUUUAAAAUGCUUAGUUUUGUCGCGUUUCCAGUGAGGACACGACAUUCUCAAACCCUGUUUUGAAUUAGUGUGGAAUUGGGCUUGUCUUUUCAUUUGAUUACCUUUCUCCUUUAUAUGGAAAACCAAGACUGUGAUGAAGAAUUUCAUAACAAAACAUCACAAAACAUGUCUGCCUGUAGAAGAAGCUACUGACGUUCAGCAUCUUAAAGAUCUUUGAAGGAUUCAGUUCACAACCUUAAAAUAAGCCUUAAAAGCCUCAGAAGUGUUGGGACAGCGAUCUAAAGAUUGUUCUUUUUUUAAAUUCGUUUUACUUUAUAAUAUAAUAUAAACUCCACAGAUUAAUGUUUUUGGUUUCUCUCGGCCUCCCUGUGAAAAUAAUGAUCUAAGCAACAACAAGUUUCACGCAAAGAAAAGAUCCACUGAAAGCAUUUUAACAAAAGAGUUUAUUAUUGUAAACUUCACAUGAAAAAUAACUCUUACUGUCCACUAACAUACAAACAUGAACUGUUGAACACAAACACAGAUACUUUAACGUCUGUCUUCAACGGCGGCCAUGUUGAUUCCAAUGAGUGAAAAGUAAUUUGUGAUAUUUAUUUAUUUGCUGCACUAAAAGCUUUGCUAAGAGAUUUAUUUUGUUUUUG